GCAGUAGUAUCUUUCCAAAAUGGCUGUCGCGCCUCGGCAUCCCGUGUGAGUCUCGACCUGUCUCGCCACCUGGAUUUCAAGUGUACCAUCGUCGUCGCUGAUCUCGGAUGAGAAAAAUAGAUACAGUGAGUAUCAUACGUCUCAAAUAUUCUUCUGGUCUACUACAAAAUUAUUAACUACUACACUGAAGAAGUGAUAAAGGAAAAUCGAUCAAGCUGGCGCCAUUCAAGCUUCGUUUCUCAAAGAUGUCUAAGUCGCGAAGUGGCGGCAGCAAGGGUAGCCGCAGUAACAGCACAGAAUCAGAAGAUCCCUGCCAGCAGCACUCGAUUAAUUCACCACACUUGCUGACAUCGGAUACACUUGGAACGAACGGCAACAAUUUGGUCGUUAGAAGCGAAUCGACGGUGCCGAGUUCGCCUCCGCCUUCUUAUCAGCACGUUCUCGAAGAGACGAGAAUGGAGCAAUCGGCUGAUAAUGAGGAAGAAGAAGAAAUGGACGAAGUAGAAGAAUAUAAAGAAAAACAUCAACAAGCAUUAAAGAGGGAUAAAAAUGCCAUUAGCGGUGAAGGUGGUGGUGGUGGUGGUAGUGGUUGCGGUCCAGGGGGUGGAGGGAGGCAGCCUGCCAAAGAAAUUCUUCACAAAUCAAGCAAAGAGUUUUAUAGAGCGGUUGCCAAACAAUGGGGAAUUACUUGUAAAAUGAGCGAUCAUUGCAGAUGUCUUGAUUGUCAGAGUCAUUAUUUCGACUGUGAAUAUGAAAAAGAUGAACAAGAGAAGACCGACGGUGGACUUGGCGCAGGUACGCCGAUGUUCAUUUCUGGGGUGAUUCACGGAACGGCCUGUGUUCUCUUGUAAGGAGAACGAACUUCCGCGAACUUAAAAAAAACAAACCAUUUUUGCUUUAUCGAAGCCGAAUUUAUUCGUGUUUGUGCGCACAAAAAUAAAAUAAAGGUUAGAAAGUUCGAGCAGUUACUUGUAAUUGACUUAAGUGAGUCAUGAUAGGAAUUUGGUGAUUCUCGAGAUUUAUUGUUGAGACAGACAAAGAUUGUUCAGAUGAAUAAGAAAAAAAGAAAGAUUAUGAAGUGCGCUCGAUGAUGCAAUAAAAAUCCGAUUACGGGGGAAUCUUCUACUUUCGGAUUAACGAAAGUAGAAUAAAAUUAAAUAUCAAAAUAUCAACCUUUUAGAUUUAUCUUCUGCACGCCUAAGCAAUCUGUAAUUUUGUUACUUAAACUUUUCAUUUCUUUCUUCCUCUUUCUCCCUCUUUCCCUCUCUCUCUCUCUCUCUCUCUCUCUCUCUCUCU
Polistes canadensis is the source of this 1296-nucleotide messenger RNA. RefSeq lists its product as uncharacterized. Lineage: Eukaryota; Metazoa; Arthropoda; Insecta; Hymenoptera; Vespidae. Bases 246 to 851 code for a protein of 201 amino acids. The transcript has 4 exons. The record is from RefSeq and is a predicted model, not a curated record.